Molecule: messenger RNA, 3385 nt
Organism: Populus nigra (black poplar)
Lineage: Eukaryota; Viridiplantae; Streptophyta; Magnoliopsida; Malpighiales; Salicaceae
Product: probable RNA helicase SDE3
Exons: 5
Coding region: 430-3114 (894 amino acids)
Molecular function (GO): 5'-3' RNA helicase activity; RNA binding
Source: RefSeq, a predicted model, not a curated record
UAGCAAUUAGCAAGACCUUAAUCAGCCCAACGAUUUCAGUCGUCUCUCCCAAAAGCAAAAGGAGUCCCCGCUGCAUUCCCUCAACAUUCUCCCCGUCUUGUCGUCCGCAACAACACUGUGAGUCUGUGACACCGUAACCCACCUCAUAAGGAGAGAGCACUCAAGCAGGCUUGUUUAGGUGUGUGUGAGAGCGAGUGGUCGACUGCAAUGAGAGAACGCCACGUGUCAAGCCUCUUUACUCCUUUUUACUGGCAGGGCACUUACAAAGGUUCAAUUUGUUGAACUGAACCCCACUGAAAAGAGAAGAGAGCAGAGAAGGGUGUUUUCGUUUGUAUUUUCAAUCAAAUCUGCAUUUAACCAGCCUCUCUCUCUCUCUCUCUCUCUCUCUCUAUCUGAAGGUCUUGGUAGCUGAUUUCUCAUCAUCAAAGGAUGGGCACAAUUGAUGAUAAGUGGGGUGACGAGUGCUCUGUCAUUGGAGACAAGGGUGAAAUUGAGUAUAUCGAUUAUCAAAAUGACAAAUCUGUGUGUAGUUAUGAUCCCAGUGAAGAGGGUCCUAUUGUCAUUUCUGCCCCAUUUCCUUUUGAAGAGGGGAAGCCCCGAUCAGUGUUUGUUGGGGAAACUGCUAUUGAUUCAAUUACUAUUAAUAACACCACCGCUGAAGCUGUUGAUUUAUGGACCAAAAUUUAUGCCUCAACUCCUGAGGAUUCUUUUAAGCUUUCAUUGAUGAAACCUCCAUCAGCUAAUGAUGUUAAGUGCCAAGAAGGCUUCAUGGAUUUUUCAGUAAUGGAGGAUCGAAUGCUUCAGCCUGGCGAGUCGUUAACCAUUUGGUUAUCCUGCAAACCAAAGGAACUUGGCUUGUACACUACUGUGGUGCAUUUUGAUGUUGGCAAUGAUAGGGUAGAACGAGUGGCCUUUUUGUUGGCUGAUGAUAAUAUAUCUCAGUCUUUGGCUUCCAAAAAGCCUUUCUCAAGAGGCCAAAGGAAGAAAAAAUUCUCCACAGAUACCUUUGUUUCUGCGGGAUCACGUCCAGCAAGGGCACCAGGUCGAGCGUACAAAAACAGGCUUCCUCGUUAUGAUAUUCCUAACGAUAUUAGAGCAUUGAUUGAGAGAAAGCAGAUCCCUGAUGUUAUCAUGGGAGGUCUAACGAUAGACAAUUAUGCUUCCUACUUCAAAACACUGUUGAUCAUGGAAGAAAUACAACUUGAGGAAGACAUGAGGAGUCAUGACAUGGAGUGUGUUACGAUGAGGAGGAAGGGGAAUUAUCUCUCCCUUGUGGUCCCAGGGCUUGCGGAACGGAGGCCCUCCCUUGUUCAGGGGGAUGAUAUUUUUGUAAAGCUUGCAGAUGCAGAUGACACAACAACUCCAUAUCAGGGCUAUAUUUACCGGGUCGAGGCUGAUGAAGUGUACUUGAAAUUUGACCAAGAAUUUCACUUGUGCCAUAAUGAUGGACAUCUUUACAAUGUGCACUUCAAAUAUAAUCGAGUCAGUAUGAGAAGACUGUAUCAGGCCAUUGAUGCUGCAAAGGAUUUAGAGACAGAGAUGCUAUUUCCAUCAGAGGCCUCUGGAAGUAGGCUCAUUGAAACUUCUACUCUGGUGCCUAUAUCUUGUAGUCUUAAUGAGGAGCAGAUCUGUUCAGUGGAGAUGAUCCUUGGCUGCAAAGGAGGCCCACCUUACGUGAUUUAUGGGCCUCCAGGUACAGGCAAAACCAUGACAAUUAUAGAAGCAAUUCUCCAGCUUUAUCAAAACAGAAAGCAUGCUCGGAUUCUUGUCUGUGCACCUUCAAAUAGCGCAGCAGAUCACCUGUUAGAGAAGCUUCUCAGUGAGGAGGCUGUUCACAUUCAAGAGAAAGAAAUAUUCAGGCUCAAUGCAACAUCCCGUCCAUUCGACGACAUCAAGCCCGAUCUUAUUCGUUUUUGUUUAUUUGAUGAGCAUAUCUUCACCUGUCCUCCACUCGGUGCUCUUACUCGUUAUAGAAUCAUCAUAUCAACUUAUAUGAGUGCCUCUCUUCUCAAUGCUGAGGGUGUCAAGCGAGGACAGUUCUCUCAUAUUUUCUUGGAUGAGGCUGGCCAGGCUUCAGAACCUGAAAGCAUGAUUUCUGUAUCGAACUUCUGCAACAGGGAUACAGUUGUUGUUCUUGCUGGAGACCCCAUGCAAUUGGGCCCAGUAAUAUUCUCCAAAGACGCAGAGAGUUAUGGACUGGGGAAAUCGUACUUGGAGAGGCUCUUUGAGUGUGAAUCUUAUGACAGUGGAGAUGAAAAUUAUGUGACAAAACUGAUAAGAAACUACAGAUGUCACCCAGAGAUUCUGCAUCUUCCUUCAACUUUGUUCUAUGAGGGAGAAUUGAUAGCCUGCAAAGAGUCCAAUGAUGAUUCAACUUCCUUGAUGACUUUGACAAACCUUCUUCCAGGAAAGAACUUUCCUGUUCUCUUCUUUGGCAUCCAGGGCUGUGAUGAGAGGGAGGCAAAUAACCCAUCGUGGUUUAAUCGAAUCGAAGCAAGCAAGGUAGUGGAGAUUGUAAAGAAACUGGCUACUAGGGGUAACCUGAGCGACAGUGACAUUGGGGUCAUCACACCUUAUAGGCAGCAAGUACUCAAACUAAAGAAGGCACUGGAAAACAUAGACAUGUCUGACAUUAAAGUUGGGAGUGUAGAACAAUUUCAAGGACAAGAAAGGAAGGUUAUCAUUGUAUCUACUGUCCGAUCAACAAUCAAACACAAUGAUUUUGACAGGGUCCACUGUUUGGGAUUCUUAAGCAACCCGAGAAGGUUUAAUGUAGCCAUUACUCGUGCUAUAUCUCUGCUUAUUAUUACCGGGAACCCACACAUUAUUAGUAAGGACCAAUACUGGAAUAAACUUCUAUGGCACUGUGUAGAUCAUGACUCCUAUCAGGGUUGUGCUCUCCCAGAAAAAAGACUGGAGUGUGUUGACAACUAUCCAACAUAUGAGGAUCGUGUCAACUAUGAUGGAGGGCCUGUGACAAAUGAAGCUGAUUGGUGUGAUGGUUGGCAACCUUCAUCCUCUGGAGAAGUAGGAUGGGAUCAUCCAGGGUCAUCUCAAGCAGAAAUUCCAGAACCCGUGACAGAUGAAGCUGAAUGGUCUGAUGGUUGGCAGUAAGGUUUAGUUGGUGUCUGUUUACAUAAAAGCAGGAGGAAUGGGUAUUUUAUAUUUUGGUGUGGAUUUUUGUCCCUGCAUGCGGCCCCCUUUUGCUGUUCUUAUGUUGGAAAGCACAUGAUGAGUCAAGAGUCAAAGAAUUGAGCUCAAGUUAUCGGAUUUGGGAUACCUCUUUAGUCGUGCCAUGAAAUUUGAUCAAUUGUAUUUGCAGAAAGGGUACUGGAAUUUUAUUUCAUAUAAUUAUGAAAAAUUAAAAGAGAAAUAGUUGGUUUCA